UGGGGGUGCGCGGCGGUGCGACGUCAACGCAGCCCUGUGAGCUCCCCCGACCCGUCUCUGCGACCCGGCGACGGCGGAGUCCUCGGAGGGCCGUGCCCGGGCGGGUUGCUGAGCACUCCUGCGGCCGCCAUGGACAACUCCGGGAAGGAGGCGGAGGCGAUGGCGCUGCUGGCCGAGGCGGAGCGCAAAGUGAAGAACUCGCAGUCCUUCUUCUCGGGCCUCUUCGGGGGCUCGUCCAAAGUAGAGGAAGCAUGCGAAAUCUACGCCAGAGCAGCAAACAUGUUCAAAAUGGCCAAAAACUGGAGUGCUGCCGGAAAUGCUUUCUGCCAGGCGGCCCAGCUGCACCUGCAGCUCCAGAGCAAGCACGACGCGGCCACCUGCUUCGUGGACGCAGGCAACGCCUUCAAGAAAGCCGACCCCCAAGAGGCCAUUAACUGUUUGAUGAGAGCAAUCGAGAUCUACACAGACAUGGGCCGCUUCACGAUCGCGGCCAAGCACCACAUCUCCAUUGCUGAGAUCUACGAGACGGAGCUGGUGGACAUCGAGAAGGCCAUCGCCCACUACGAGCAGUCUGCAGACUACUACAAAGGCGAGGAGUCCAACAGCUCGGCCAACAAGUGUCUGCUGAAGGUGGCUGGUUACGCCGCACAGCUGGAGCAGUAUCAGAAGGCCAUCGACAUCUACGAACAGGUGGGGACCACCGCCAUGGAUAGCCCCCUCCUCAAGUACAGCGCCAAGGACUACUUCUUCAAGGCGGCCCUCUGCCACUUCUGCAUCGACAUGCUCAAUGCCAAGCUGGCUGUCCAGAAGUAUGAGGAGCUGUUCCCUGCCUUCUCCGACUCCCGGGAGUGCAGGCUGGUGAAAAAACUGUUAGACGCCCAUGAGGAGCAGAACGUGGACAGCUACACCGAGACGGUGAAGGAAUAUGACUCCAUCUCCCGGCUGGACCAGUGGCUCACCACCAUGCUGCUCCGCAUCAAGAAGACCAUCCAGGGCGACGAGGAGGACCUGCGCUAAGCCCCCUGCCCCCUGGCGCUCUUCCUGCCCCGUCAGCUGUCCCCGGUGGCCCUCCAGCGAGGAUCACGGCGUGAGCCCAGAGAGAGGUGGAGCCUGAGACCCUGGCUGCGGAGCCCUUCCCUCCCUCCCCACCGAGGAGCCUCGCUGGCCACUGCGGGCUCAGCGCUGCUUCGGGGCCCUGAGGCCGGGCUCGCUGGCCAGACGGUCACCCUCUGUUCUCGCUGCAUCCCUCGCCCCCCGCCCAUUUAUUUAAGCCCCCAAAGGUGCCCUUCUUCACCCCAAAGCAGAAUCUUUGACACAGAUCUAUUUGCUGAAGGUGCUGUGGGGGUUGGGGGUCAGCACCCGACCGCCGUCUCCCGAGCAACUGAGUUGGGAGGUUGGUUUCCGUCUCCCCCACUUUGUCCCCCAGCCGAGGCUUGAGCACACGUAGCCACCGAGAUGUGCUCUCAGCGCUGGGGGUGGGCUCCUUCCCCCCAGCCUCCUGCAGCCCCAAGCUCUCAGGAGAGACCCCAGGCCCUGGAGGGCAGAGGAUCGGCCCGCACCCACCCCUCCGUCUGCUCCUUUCCCUAGUGCUUUGAGGUUUUGUGAGUUGGAAGGUGCAGCUGGCUCAAGAAAGGAAAUAAAAGACACCACUUUUGCAUGA
Diceros bicornis minor is the source of this 1660-nucleotide messenger RNA. It is a transcript of the gene NAPA, whose product is annotated as NSF attachment protein alpha. The coding region runs from base 130 to 1017 and encodes 295 amino acids. The record is from RefSeq and is a predicted model, not a curated record. Gene Ontology annotation, molecular function: syntaxin binding; soluble NSF attachment protein activity. Gene Ontology annotation, biological process: synaptic transmission, glutamatergic; SNARE complex disassembly; intracellular protein transport. The transcript has 11 exons. Gene Ontology annotation, cellular component: terminal bouton; vacuolar membrane; synaptobrevin 2-SNAP-25-syntaxin-1a complex. Lineage: Eukaryota; Metazoa; Chordata; Mammalia; Perissodactyla; Rhinocerotidae.